Messenger RNA from Chlorella variabilis, 945 nucleotides. RefSeq lists its product as hypothetical. Bases 1 to 912 code for a protein of 303 amino acids. Gene Ontology annotation, cellular component: cytoplasm; cytosol. The record is from RefSeq and is a predicted model, not a curated record. Gene Ontology annotation, molecular function: diaminopimelate epimerase activity. The transcript is spliced from 9 exons. NCBI's taxonomy places the organism in Eukaryota, Viridiplantae, Chlorophyta, Trebouxiophyceae, Chlorellales, Chlorellaceae.
AUGCAGCAGCCAGCGACGCCGAGUCGGCGGCAGGUGGCGCGGUGCGCAGCGGCGGUCAAGUUUGCCAAGUAUCAGGGGCUGGGCAAUGACUUCAUCCUGGUGGACAAUCGGCACCAGCUCGAGCCGGUUGUCACCCCCGAGCAAGCCGUCAAGCUGUGCGACCGAAACUUUGGCAUUGGUGGCGACGGGGUCAUAUUUGCGCUGCCCUCGGAGAAUGGCACCGAUUACAGCAUGCGCAUCUUCAACUCGGAUGGCUCUGAGCCCGAGAUGUGCGGCAACGGCAUCCGCUGUCUGGCGCGGUUUGUGGCAGGUGAUCCACGUGCUCGAGGGGCAGGAGCCCAGCUUGUGCACACGCUGGCGGGGCUCAUCCAGCCAGCGCUGCUGCCUGAUGGCCAGGUGUGUGUGGACAUGGGAGAGCCCAUCCUGCGUGGCCCAGACGUGCCCACCACGCUGCAGCCCACGCAGGGCGAGGCGGUAGUGCAGCAGAAGCUGGCAGUGGAUGGCAAGGAGUGGCUCAUGACCUGUGUCAGCAUGGGCAACCCGCACGCCAUCACCUUUGGCCUCGCUGAUGGCAGCAGCAUCAAGGUGGACAGCAUUGACCUGCCUGGCAUCGGUCCAAAGUUUGAGCACAACCCCGUCUUCCCGGCCCGCACCAACACCGAGUUUGUGGAGGUGCUGUCCCGCAGCCAUGUGCGUAUGGUGGUGUGGGAGCGUGGCGCCGGUGCGACGCUUGCCUGCGGCACGGGCGCUUGUGCGACCGUGGUGGCGGGCGUGCUGGAGGGCCACACCGACCGCUCCUGCCAGGUGGAUCUGCCUGGCGGCCCGCUGCACAUUGAAUGGCGCGAGUCUGACAACCAUAUCUACAUGACCGGCCCGGCUGAACUUGUCUUUGCCGGCAGCGUCGAUGUUUGAGCCCGCCCGCUUCCUGUAACACUGCCUCCCUAC